AUGUCGGCGCAAGGAUACUACCAAGGCGGCCAGCAGCCGCAGUACCCGCAGCAGUCCUACGGCCCGCCACAGGGACAAAUGAACUACGGCCCCCCGCCUCCACAGCAGCAGCAGUACUACCCCCCGCAGCAGCAGAUGGGCUACCAGCAGGGCCCCCCGCCCAAGCAGAAGAAGGACAGAGGCUGCCUGGGCAGCUGUCUGGCAGUGCUGUGCUGUUGCUUCGUGUGCGAGGAGGGCUGCGAGUGCUGCUUAGACUGCUGCGAGUGUGCCGAGGACUGCUGUUAA
Molecule: messenger RNA, 285 nt
Organism: Ascochyta rabiei
Lineage: Eukaryota; Fungi; Ascomycota; Dothideomycetes; Pleosporales; Didymellaceae
Exons: 2
Coding region: 1-285 (94 amino acids)
Source: RefSeq, a predicted model, not a curated record